Molecule: messenger RNA, 928 nt
Organism: Drosophila grimshawi
Lineage: Eukaryota; Metazoa; Arthropoda; Insecta; Diptera; Drosophilidae
Gene: RpL24
Product: 60S ribosomal protein L24
Exons: 3
Coding region: 16-717 (233 amino acids)
Biological process (GO): cytoplasmic translation
Cellular component (GO): cytosolic large ribosomal subunit
Molecular function (GO): mRNA binding; structural constituent of ribosome
Source: RefSeq, a predicted model, not a curated record
GUCAGCUCGUAAGAAAUGACUGAAAUCAAGAGGAUCGUAGAACCGCAUGAAGCAAAAAUACCCUGGUACCAUCAUAUAUACAACACAAUUAAGGAUGCGCCAGUCAACAUAAGUUCUCUGCUAGUAUCGUCCUUAAUUUUCUAUAAAAUCGAAAAAAUAAAUCGUCAGCACAGGGAAAAACAUUCAUCGUCGGACCAUUUGGAGCGUGACGAAGAAGCGCACAAGAUUACGGACCAUAACGAACAAUCUAAAAUAAUCGGUUUGUGUGCAUUCAGUGGGUAUAAAAUUUACCCCGGCCAUGGCAAGACCAUGGUCAAAAUCGAUGGCAAGACCUUCACCUUCCUGGACAAGAAGUGCGAGCGCUCCUACCUGAUGAAGCGCAAUCCCCGCAAGGUGACCUGGACGGUGCUGUACCGUCGCAAGCAUCGCAAGGGCAUCGAGGAGGAAGCGUCCAAGAAGCGUACGCGCCGCACACAGAAAUUCCAGCGCGCCAUUGUUGGUGCCUCCCUCGCCGAAAUCAUGGCCAAGCGCAACAUGAAGCCGGAGGUGCGCAAGGCGCAACGCGAUCAGGCCAUCAAAGUAGCCAAGGAACAGAAGCGCGCAACCAAGGCAGCCAAGAAGGCCGCCGCCCCAGCACCCGCCAAGAAGUCCGCGCCCAAGCAGAAGGCCACCAAGGUUACGCAAAAGGCCGCUCCUCGCGUCGGUGGCAAGCGGUAAACCAUAAACAACAAUCACCAAGCGCGUUGUGCGAAAGUUUUGUUUUGCGGUUUCUACAACAACAACCAACAACAAUGAUUUAAAUUAUAGUGAAAAACUUCUUUAAAAAAAAAAAAGAAAGCUACGAAUGCAAAUUCGUAGUGCUAAAAAAAAUAUCGCCGCUGUUUUGUUUUUAACGGGUGCGCAGAAUAAACGCUAGAUUAUAUCCUCA